CUUGCAUUUCAUGGUUUUGGCCACCAACCUUCGCUAUCCUGUCAGUAGUGCGGGAUUUUGAAGGCUUUGCCUAUCAUACGGAGUGCCAUUAGGUGCCACGAACGAUUUCACUUUUCAGCUUUGUUUAGAUCUGUUGCUCGAGUUGAUUAGAAAACUAGGCUCAAUCUUCUAAAUUUAUCAUUGCCACAAUGUCGUCUCCCCCACCUUUCCCCUCUGACGAUGAGAAGGAUGUACAAGCUGAGAAAGCUGAAGAGCCGGAGGAGCUCUUCUCUAUACCCGCAGAGGCCGUUGAUGAGCCACCAGCAAAGGAUAUGCAGAACAUUGAUUUGAAUGCUGGCGGCGAGAAAGCCCAGGAGACCACUUCUGCAGCCGCCCCAGCAGCGGACGAUGACGACGACGGCGAUUUGUUUGCUGACGCCUCUCCUCCGGCAGAAAAAGCUGCUGAGGUGGAGAAGCCCGAGCCUGUGUCUCCCUCUUCCACGGCCACCGCUCCAGACGAGGCCGAGGAAACACUGCAAGCGUCUGUACCGGACCCUGCUGACGCCGAUGCCCAACCUGCCGCAGCCACAGCCGCAGAUGCUGAGGCGGAGGAGGAGACGGACAGCUUCUCUAUCAACAUCAAUGUGUCUGAUCCGGAGAAAAUUGGCGAUGGUAUGGGUGCUUACAUGACCUACCAAGUCUCCACCAAGACCAAUCUUCCUCACUUCAAAUCGUCGUCCACGACCGUUCGCAGGCGAUUCAGCGACUUCUUAUCAUUGCAGUCACGUCUGCAGGAAGCUCACCUGAAGCUGGGCCGUAUCAUUCCGUCCGCUCCAGAGAAGAGCGUUGUCGGUAUGGCAAAGACGAAGUUCUCCAAGGAGGAACAGGCCAAGGGCGGUGCGUCACAGGACUUCAUUGAACGGCGGAGAGCUGCACUGGAGCGAUACCUGAACCGCACGGCAACGCACCCCGUACUACGCAAGGACGACAUCUUCGUGGACUUCCUGCAGUCCCAGGACGAGCUUCCCAAGGCGGCAGACACAUCGGCUCUGAGUGGAGCUGGCAUGAUGAGACUAUUCAAGGGCGUGGGCGACGCUUUCGUCAAGAUGACCUCCAAAAAGACGGAGACGGAUAGGUGGUUCGAGGAGAAGGUUGCCCAGUACAUUGCGCUGGAGGAGACGUUGAAGAAGCUCCACAUAUCCAUCGAGUCCCUCGUUGUCCACCGACGAGACCUCUGCUCAUCCACUGCCACAUUUGCCAAGUCUUCGGCAAUCCUGGGCAACACUGAGGAGCACACGUCACUCUCGCGUGUUCUCUCACAGCUAGCUGACGUAGAAGAGAAGAUCGAGCAGGUGCAUCUGCAGCAGGUGGAGAAUGACUUCUUCAUUUUUGGCGAGCUUAUCAAGGACUACAUUGGACUAAUGGGUCCAUUGAAGGCAUGCUUUUCUCAGCGUGAAAAGGCUUACCAGGCUUGGCAAAUAGCACAGACUAAUCUCAUCAAGAAGCGCGAGCAGGAAGGCAAGCUGCAGGCAGCCGGUAACACUGAGAAGGUCAAGCUCUGUCAGGAGGAGAUUGUACAGAUGGAGACACGCGUCGAGAAGGGAGAGGAGGAAUUCAACAACAUCUCCAAGGUGAUGCGCGCGGAAAUCGAGCGGUUCGAGGGCCAGAGAAAGAAGGACUUCAAGGCCAGUAUCCUACGCUACAUGGAGAAGAUGAUGCGUAACCAAGAGCAGCUGAUCAAGUACUGGGAAGCUUUCUUACCGGAGGCUAAGUCCAUUGCAUAGUUCCAUCAACCGGUGCUGCAGCUCGCUCAUGUUCUGCUAGUCUGACAUUCGGUGGGUGGGUGCCCGCACGCACGCACGCCCACCAGGGACUUGUGGUGCUGACUAAAUGCUAUUUUUGCCUCGUUUGCUAGGAGAAAGAUAUUAUGAAGAAAUUUGUCAAUUAGCUUGUGUGCUAUCCAUUCAACACUACUAGCUUCCAAUGUCAUUUCCAACAGUCUCCCUGUUGGCCUUGUUUUUACCAAAUUCCUCAGUGGAUGCUGAAUGCUAAACUUGUUCCAUUGUGUUUUAAAUACUGAACUGCAAUGGUCGUCUCUUUGUUUUGUUUUCCGGUCCAGUCUUUGUCGGAUUGUUGUUUUGUUGCUGGAUCAAUUAUCCGUUGCGUGCAUCCCAUCUUCUACUUGUUUUGCGUUGUUGUUGUUGUUUGUCCCCUGCCGGCACAAGGCGAUGCGGCUGUGUUUCUGAUUUUUCUCGUUUGUUUUAGUCCGUGGGCUCCCCUGCGCCCUCUAACCCUGACCCGUGCUGACGCGACCCACUCUGUACCCCCAUUGCUCUCUCUCUCUCUCUCUCUCUCUCUCUCUCUCUCUCUCUCUCUCUCUCUCGUAGACACGCGCUUAAAUUGCAUUAAUUUCAGUGUGUUUUUUCUCUCUCAAUUCUCAAGACCAUCCCUACGUUCCCCUGGCUGGGAAUUCCUUGCCCACAAAUCCAGUAUCAGCGAAUGUACUAUUUUUUUAUGAUUGUGUGUAUGUUUUGCUCAAUAUGUUGCAAUGUAAUCUUACUCCUGGAAUGAAGCACUUCUCCAUUUGUAGGUAAUUGUUUCGCUUCGUUAAUGCAAUGUAACUGCUGA
Sycon ciliatum is the source of this 2607-nucleotide messenger RNA. Its product is annotated as sorting nexin-2-like. Bases 189 to 1763 code for a protein of 524 amino acids. The transcript has 13 exons. Gene Ontology annotation, cellular component: endosome; endosome membrane. NCBI's taxonomy places the organism in Eukaryota, Metazoa, Porifera, Calcarea, Leucosolenida, Sycettidae. Gene Ontology annotation, molecular function: phosphatidylinositol binding. Gene Ontology annotation, biological process: early endosome to Golgi transport. The record is from RefSeq and is a predicted model, not a curated record.